Molecule: messenger RNA, 1335 nt
Organism: Dovyalis caffra
Lineage: Eukaryota; Viridiplantae; Streptophyta; Magnoliopsida; Malpighiales; Salicaceae
Source: the annotation of a GenBank genome assembly
AUGGCUGCCUUUGUUAGGAGUCUAGUACUUGUCCUCAUGGCUUCUAUAUUGAUCAGUACUGUGUCCUGCGACGACGGUGAUGACCUAGACCCUUACGAAGUACUGUGCUCGCCGGUGUGGGGUUACUUCCCAUACUGUGCUAAGUAUUUGGGUGGUUUAUCCCAUAACCCGCCGAAAGCUUGCUGUCAUAACAUCAGAAAGCUCAAUGAAAUAGCUAAGAAAACCAAAAAGGGACAAAAGGUGGUCUGCUUUUGCAUUGAAGCUUACAUGGUUCCUCAAGAUUUUCGCUUAAAAGCUGCACGAAUCAAAGAACUUCCAAAGAAGUGCCACACAGAUGUUAUGUUCCCUAUUUCUGAGAGGAUGGAUUGCUCAACCCAACCACUUAGAGAUGCAAAAUGUAUUGAUGGGGCUAAAGGAUUUGGAGUGCAGCAGCAAUCAGGAGCUGGAGGAAGAGAAUUAGAAUGCGUUUUAGGAAAUUACUGCAAUUCAGAGUUUCCCUCCUCAGACGAGUACUGCCUAUACACUACUCUUGAUAUAAUAGCACGAACCCAUGUGUUGGAGACAGAAAAAUUAUCAUUAUCCAGAAUGAAUAUGAAUAUUCUGAGGCAAAGUCAAGAGCCAUUGCUACGAACACUUGCCCUCAAGAAUCAUCCUCUAAAUGUGAGUGUUGAAGAUCAAUUGGACAGGUUGAGAUCAUCACAAACAAUUUCCACUUCAGCUUACCUCAAGCUGAGUGGCCUCAAAGAUUUGUAUGAGUGUGUUGGUGAUUUUCUUCACACAACCAGAAAUGUUUUUUCAUCAAUGAAGGAAUGCUUACAGGAACUUGAAUCAUCCCUCAGGAGGAGAAAGGGUGGAGAAUCUGGCUUUGCAAGAGAAGUCGAAGCAUAUUUGCUGUCUAGGAAACAAUUAAAUAAAAUAAUCCGCAAAUGGUAUAAAAUUUUGAAGAGCAUGGAGAAGAACUGCAAUUCAGCAGUGGAUGAGGUUGGCAUGCUAAGAGAAGUUAAAGAAAUUAGCCUCGAAAUUUUCCAAUCUCUCUUGUCCUUGGUGCCUCAGCCAAAGGCAAGAUCAAGCUCGCAUGGCUGGUCUGUCGUUUCAAAAUUAUUUCAAUCCAAACGUGUAUCAUGCGAAGGUGAAUCCACUAAAUUGGAAAAGAUAGAUGCUGAAUUGCUUGCCCUAAAGCCAAGCAAAGACAUCAAUCCUGUACAAGUGCAAAAUGUAUUGAAAGGACUCAAGGCAUUAGAGUCAAACAUUCAGGAAGCAGUGGAGGAGUUGGAGGCUAUUUACAGAAAAUUACUGAAAUCCCGAGUUUCCCUUCUCAACAUUCUCAGCCACUAG